Messenger RNA from Dioscorea cayenensis subsp. rotundata (Guinea yam), 840 nucleotides. RefSeq lists its product as uncharacterized. Bases 1 to 840 code for a protein of 279 amino acids. The record is from RefSeq and is a predicted model, not a curated record. The transcript has a single exon. NCBI's taxonomy places the organism in Eukaryota, Viridiplantae, Streptophyta, Magnoliopsida, Dioscoreales, Dioscoreaceae.
AUGUCAGGUUCAUCAUCAAAGAGUGAAACAACCGUCGGUACGACAUCAUUGAAAGCUCCAACAAGAGACGGGACGGUAACCCUACAGUAUCCAUUGCUCACGAAGAGCAAUUACUCGGCGUGGGCACUCAAGAUGAAGGUGUACAUGCGUGCACAAGGCGUGUGGGAUGCCAUUGAGCCUAUUGAUCCGAAUGAGGAGAUAGAGACGCGGAAGGAUCAGAUGGCCCUUGCUGCCAUCUAUCAGGGUAUUAGCGAGGAGACGCUCCUUGUGUUGGCUGAGAAAGAGACGGCCAAGGAGGCAUGGGAGAUGUUGAAGACAAUGCACAUGGGCGCCGAGCGCGUCAAGGAGGCAAAGAUCCAGACUCUGAGAAGUGAGUUUGAAGGUCUACGCAUGCGUGAAGCGGAGACGGUUGAUGACUUUGCCACAAAGUUGACCACAAUAGUCAAUAAAAUUCGUGCAUUGGGCGACAAGGUGGAGGAGGCCUACGUCGUCAAGAAGCUCCUUCGUGUUGUCCCUUCCAAGUUUAUUCAGAUUGCAUCGACGAUUGAGCAGUUUGGCAAUCUCCAAACGAUGACCGUGGAGGAGGUCAUCGGGUCACUUAAAGCUCAUGAAGAGCGAUUGCGGGGUUACGAGGAUGAGAAAGAAGAACACAUCCUAUUGACAAAGGCCGAAUGGAAGGCAAGAGAAGAAUGUGAAGGUAUAUCGAACUCAUCAAGAGGACGAGGAGGAAGCAACUGGCGUGGCCGUGACUAUGGUCGUGGUCGUGGACGUGGACGUAAUGAUGGAGGCCGCGGGAGUGACAAUAAUCAUCAAGAGAAGAAGUUCGACAAGCAAAGGUGA